AUGACAAACUCUUCAAGUCCACUUAUUGUGUGUUUCGGGGAGAUGCUUAUUGAUUUCGUACCUGACACUUCUGGAGUUUCGUUAGCCGAGUCUAAGGGCUUUCUGAAAGCCCCUGGGGGUGCUCCUGCUAAUGUUGCCUGUGCUAUUACCAAGCUUGGUGGCGUGUCUGCUUUUAUUGGCAAGGUUGGAGAUGACGAGUUUGGCCGGAUGUUGGUGGAUAUACUGGCAAAGAACGGGGUGAAGAGCGAUGGCGUGUGCUUGGACAAGCAUGCAAGAACAGCUCUGGCAUUUGUAACGCUGAAACGCAACGGAGAGAGGGAGUUCAUGUUCUACAGGAACCCCAGCGCGGACAUGCUGCUCAAGGAGUCCGAGCUGAACAUGGGUCUCAUCAAGCAAGCCAAGAUCUUUCACUAUGGAUCCAUAAGCUUGAUUUCAGAGCCUUGCAGGUCUGCCCACAUGGCAGCCAUGAAAGCCGCCAAGGAAGCCGGUGUUCUUCUCUCCUAUGAUCCCAAUGUUCGCCUGCCACUUUGGCCUUCUGCAGAUGCUGCUAGACAAGGCAUCAAAAGCAUUUGGUUAGAAGCUGACUUCAUCAAGGUUAGUGACGAUGAGGUGGAGUUCCUGACCCAGAAAGAUCCCCAGAAGGAAGAUGUGGUGAUGUCAUUAUGGCAUGAUCAUCUCAAGCUACUUGUCGUUACGGAUGGCGAAAAGGGUUGCAGAUAUUUCACCAAGAACUUCAAGGGUAAAGUGGCUGGAUUCUCGGUGAACGCCAUUGACACAACAGGAGCUGGGGAUUCUUUUGUAGGAGCACUGCUGUGCUCUGUUGCCAAUGAUCCUUCUAUCUUGCAGGAUGAAGGAAAACUCAAAGAGGCUUUAACCUUUGCAAAUGCGUGUGGCGCAAUCUGCACGACUCAGAAAGGAGCCAUUCCGGCACUCCCCACGCCAUCCGACGCCCAAGCACUCAUAGCUCAGUCCAAAGCCAAAUAGAGAGAGAGAGAGAGAGAGAGAGAGAGAAGUGUUUGCCGUGCGUGUCUGGGAGAGUUAUCAUUCACUGUCUUCAUGAUUUUAUGCUCUUGCUACUCCAAUCACAAGACAAGAUAUUUCUUCUUGCGUACCAAUGACAUAAUGAUACAAUAUUCUUAGACAUAACUAUAUGUUUUCACAAUAAAUUGUCGAGGGAGAAACUUGUUCUUGUUUCAAAUCAGCAAGAAUUCUCUUAAGCCUAAACGCUUCACAAGCUAUCAGCAGCUGAACUAGAUCCUGUACAGCUGAAGACAAGGCAGUUGUCUUUUGUGGAAGAACGUGAGAUUGGAUUUUAUGCAAAAGAUAUAUCUAGAUGUA
Coffea eugenioides is the source of this 1338-nucleotide messenger RNA. RefSeq names its product probable fructokinase-5. The record is from RefSeq and is a predicted model, not a curated record. The transcript is spliced from 5 exons. Gene Ontology annotation, molecular function: fructokinase activity. Bases 1 to 984 code for a protein of 327 amino acids. Gene Ontology annotation, biological process: fructose metabolic process. Gene Ontology annotation, cellular component: cytosol. NCBI's taxonomy places the organism in Eukaryota, Viridiplantae, Streptophyta, Magnoliopsida, Gentianales, Rubiaceae.